Messenger RNA from Paramecium sonneborni, 519 nucleotides. The record is from the annotation of a GenBank genome assembly. NCBI's taxonomy places the organism in Eukaryota, Ciliophora, Oligohymenophorea, Peniculida, Parameciidae.
AUGUCCAUUUUGCAUGCAAACGAGCAAUAAUUAUUAAGAGAACAGAUUUUCAAAAUUAAAGAUAAAUUGUUAUCUUUAUCUCAAGACUUAAGCAAUUAUCAUGCAGAUAUCUAGGAAUCAAAUAGUACAGCUCAUUUUAGAACUUAAGAUGAUGAAUAAUCUCCUUAAUAAAUAUCACAUGAAAAUGAAGAAAAGUGUAUCAUAACAUGAUAAUUAGCAUUUUCAUAAUUGAAUUUUGUAGAUAAAAAUAAAUAGGUAACAAACUAAUGUCAUGAGUUCAAAAAACUAAAACCCCUUUUUAAGGUUCCAAGUAGGUCCACAAAAGUUGACCCAUUGAUUAAGAGUUCAAUAAAAAAGCAAGCCCAUAUAGAAUAAAUUAGAGUCUCUUCAUCUGGAAGGCCACCUUAGAUCUUAAGAUACAGCUUAUAAAGAGAAGCAAGAAUUUACAUAAUGUCACCUUAAAAAAUUACUUUUUCUUAACGAAUUUCCUUUUCCCCUGCAAAAAGAAUUUGAUUUUCC